UUGGGGCAGUCCUUCCUGGCAGCCACUGUCUAUGCUCUGUGUUUAAAGAGCAAAGAAUUAUCUAAGGAGAAAGAUACGCAAAACAAAAAUCAAGAAAGGAACUUUGCUUGAUUGAAGAGUGGGACGGGAACUAAAGGAUAGAAGAAAAUAACGUGUGACGGCAACAAAAAUGACACUUUCCAUUGUUUGGAUUUUUAUGCUCACAUGGCAUUGUCCAGUCAUUUCCUACCGGACUACUCAAGAUGCGAUGAAAGAUCCAAAGACCAGAAGGGAAUACGUGGAGCAGGACUACUAUGGCGAUGCUAGGAGUACAGAGUGUCGCCGGUGCUGUGACCCAGGAGAGCAUCCCAGCCAGGACAACCCACAGUACCGGAUUGUACCUCAAAUCAACAUUACCUUAUUGAAAGGUGAGAAAGGUGAGGUUGGUGAAAGGGGAUCUUAUGGUAAACCAGGCAGAACAGGUGAAAUGGGGCCCCCAGGUUCUGGUGGCACAAAAGGAAGCAAAGGUAGCAUGGGUGUUCCAGGGGACCCCUGCAAGUCCUACUUUGCAGCUUUCUCUGUGGCUCGCAAGAAGGGCCUCCACUCCAACCACUAUUACCAAACAUUGACAUUUGACACAGAGCUCGUAAAUCUUUAUGGACAGUUCAACAUGUUUUCAGGUAAGUUUUAUUGCUAUGUGCCGGGGAUCUACUACUUCAGCCUGAAUGUGCACACGUGGAACCAAAAGGAGACUUACCUUCAUGUGAUGCACAAUGAAAAGGAAGUUGUGGUCCUCUACGCGCAACCCAGUGACCGCUCCAUCAUGCAAAGCCAAAGCCUAAUGUUGGAACUUGAAAGAGGUGACCAGGUCUGGGUCAGACUCUACAAAGGGGAACGUGAGAACGCCAUCUUCAGUGAUGAAUUUGACAUAUACAUAAUAUUCAACGGGCAUCUGAUUAAACACAAAGAUGAGCUGUAGAUUACACUAUGACCUAGUUUUAUUGGUAAUAUGUAUAUUCUUCAUGGCAAUGGUUCACUGGUAAAAUAUUACAAUCAAAUUGUUCUGGAACUUGUUCAGUUGAUCAUCACUAUCGUGCUAGAAUUGUGAUAUAUACACAGUGGUGUUACAUACAUCUGUAUUCUCUCUUAAAAAUGACGGUAAACAGGUUGAUAUGUUAGAUGCAGCCAGUCAACCUCUAUUUGGUAUACAUUUUGGCUUCUGCAGAUAAUCUUAUGAACUAAAAUAGAAAGUAUUUUUUAGUUAAUUAGACUAAAAAAAGACUGGGAUACUUUUACAAGUAAGUUUGAAAGUAAGUGGAACUGAAACAUAUUACAACUCAAUUCAUGUACUCACUUUUUAAUAGCUUUACAUUUGGUAAACGUACUUCAAAACAUACUAUUUACAUAUGCACUGUAGAGAGAGUAGCAAAAUCUAUAAAUGUGUAAAUAUGAGUCUUAUUGCCUAGUGCCAGAAAAUGUUUUGUGAUCUAGACAAAACCCUUUUAAUGAAUGACGAAAUUUCCAAGUUGUGCAUCGUUAGAAAUGUCAGAAUUCAAAAUUUAAAGAUUUAUACCUCUCUGACAAUGUCAGUUCAAACUGACUGCAAAGUUUCAUAUUACAAUUCAUGAAUAUAAUACUGUAAAUAAAUAAUGACCAGUAAAUGUUCUAGAUAUUUAGAAUGCAUUGUUCUCUAAAAGAUUUCUACAUGUAUAAAAUAAAACUGUUAUUGUAAGGGUAAGGUUCCUACCCGUGUCUUUGUUCUUUAAAAUGAAGAAUAUGUUGUAGAAUACAAAACUGUAUACAAUAUUGUAUAUUUAAUGGUAUCACAAAUCACUGUGAAGUACCAUUAUAAACUUCAGAUUCAGAUCAUUUAAGAUAUUAUCUUAUCUAAAUGUUUAAAAAAAAUGCUCUCAAACCAGUUCAUUUUAUUAGCAAUACGUAAUCAGUCGUUUGAGUUUGAAAUUUCGCUCUAGUUUCCACUCACUAUAGAGCACUAAGCCUGCUUCAGACAAGAUCCGUAAUGAUUUGCUGCUUAGAGCUGACAGAGGUCAGUAUUCUAUUUUAAUACGCCUUGACUUCAGCUCAGUAUUUGAUGCUGUAAACCAUGAUGUCUUGCUCAACCGUCUGAAAAAUUACGUUGGCAUCAGUGAUGUGCUUCUGGAUUUAUCUGUCAAAUGUCCUUCUUGGUCAUGAUCAGUAGCACCUCCUCCUCCCAGGCUUUGUUUCUAUACGGGGUCCCCCAAAGGUCGAUCAUGGACCCCCUUUAUUCACAACUUUAUUCAUAACUUUUGGGUAAAUUAUCCCCAAACAUAACAUCAACUUUCAUUGUUAUGCAGAUGAUACAUAUGUCCUAUUAUAUUCUGGUUGUACCAUCCUUUCACGUGUCUUGUUUGGCUGAUAUCAAUCACUGGAUGACUUGGGUGUCAUGUUUGACUCUAACUUAUCAUUUGACACCUAGCUAAACAGAGUUCCACAUUCGUAUUUCUCAUACAGAAAACAUAUCGAGAUAAAAUAAUUUCUUUCAUUUCCUGACUUUGAAAAAUUACUCGUGCCUUUAUCUUGUCCAGAUGUAUGGAGUUCCUCAUUGUCAGUCCUAGGACCUCUCCUAUUCAGCCUAUAUAUGUUACCCUAAGGUCAAAUUCUUCAAAACUUUUAUUUUGACUGUCAGAUGAAAUACAGAUAUAUUUAGCAGUGUCUCCAGAUAACAUUUGAGGUGUUGUGUCACUGUCUAAAGCAGAUAAAUAACUGGAUGAACCAACAUUUUCUUUGAGUAAACCACAACAAAACUGAGAUAAUUGUUCCCAGCAAAAAAGAAAAGUGGAUUUAUGUUAGUAAAUACCUGAACUCACUAACUUUAAAAAACAACUACCUAGUUGAAAAUCAUGUUGUUUUGAUAGAUUUUGACCUGACUUUCAACAGUCAUAUCAAAUCAAUUACUAAAACUGGCAUUUACCAUCUGAAGAACAUAUCUAGAGUGAAGGCUUGGACAUAUACCCAUAUCCAGGAGAGGGUCAUCAAUGCUUUUAUCUCAAGAAGACUUGACUAUUGUAAUGGUCUUCUGACUGGACUCCCGAAAAAAUGAGCUUUAAACAGCUGCAACCCAUUCAGAAUGCAGCAAAUUGGGUUCUGACCAGAACAAAGAGGUCAGCGCAUAUAACUCAAAUUCUGAAGUCUUUUCACUGGCUUCCUGUUAACUUUAGAAUAUAUUUAAAAAUUCUACUGCUGGUCUAUAAAGCACUAAAUGGUUUAGGUCCUGAAUAAGUUUCUUUCGGCUUGUCCCUUUCGGGGUCGCCACAGCGUGUCAUCUCAGAUGAACGCACAUAUGUUUGGCAAUCGACCUGAAAGAAAUGCUAAUGGUAUAUAAAUCUAGUAGGGAUCUGAGAUUGACAGAGUCAGGUCAAUUAAUGGAGCGCAGAGUCCAACGCAAACAUGGUGAAGCAGCAUUUAGAUAUUUUGCCACACACAAAUGGAAGUGACGUAAGAAUGUUUCAUACUCAUAAUCCAAGUUUAAAACUUUUGGCACGUUUUUCAGAGUAUCUCUUUUCAUACGAAAUUUCUUGCACUGUAUGGUGUUUUAAUUGUACUUUUAUCUUUAUUAAUAUGUUAAUUAUUUUUUAAAAAACGUUCUUGAUCAUAUAAAGCACAUUGAAUUACC
This is a messenger RNA of Syngnathoides biaculeatus (alligator pipefish), 3634 nucleotides long. RefSeq names its product C1q and TNF related 1 (gene c1qtnf1). Lineage: Eukaryota; Metazoa; Chordata; Actinopteri; Syngnathiformes; Syngnathidae. The transcript is spliced from 4 exons. The record is from RefSeq and is a predicted model, not a curated record. Gene Ontology annotation, molecular function: protein binding. The coding region runs from base 170 to 958 and encodes 262 amino acids.